Lodderomyces elongisporus is the source of this 4575-nucleotide messenger RNA. RefSeq names its product bifunctional 4-alpha-glucanotransferase/amylo-alpha-1,6-glucosidase (gene GDB1). The transcript has a single exon. NCBI's taxonomy places the organism in Eukaryota, Fungi, Ascomycota, Pichiomycetes, Serinales, Debaryomycetaceae. The record is from RefSeq and is a predicted model, not a curated record. The coding region runs from base 1 to 4575 and encodes 1524 amino acids. Gene Ontology annotation, molecular function: 4-alpha-glucanotransferase activity; amylo-alpha-1,6-glucosidase activity. Gene Ontology annotation, biological process: glycogen biosynthetic process; glycogen catabolic process.
AUGACAAACACUCGUUUAAUACUAUUUAGGCUUUCAAAUCUUGGAGAGCCUGUCAAUAACGAAAACAUCAAAAAUGGUGUGUUGACGUUGCCAGCUGACGAUUACCCACAAGGCUUCAAAUCUGGUGAUGCAUUAUUUGAAUUGCGUUUCCAGUUGAAUGCUGCUAGUCAAGUUUCAAGAAAAGGUGUAUUCCAUACAAAUGUGCCAAAAAGCUUUGACAUAGACUUUGAUAGAAAUAAACACAAUGCAUACCCGAUUGAGUCCUCCUUCCAUCAAGAUAUCACAAUUAACAUCCCGAUAUACAAACCAGGAGCUUAUAACUACUACUUUACGUAUGAAGAUGAAAACGGAAAUGAAAAGGAAACUGCCAAAUUCUACUUUAACGUGCCUCCACAUUUAGAACUCGACGGUAAAUUUGUGCCCUUUAACUCGAUAAACGUCGAAACGGUUGUUUCCAAGUGGAUUGGUCCAUAUGAGAGAUGGAACAAGUUCUUUGGAAUAGUCAAGGCUAAAGGGUACAACAUGGUCCAUUUUACACCUUUGCAACAACGCGGUGAAUCAGACUCCCCAUACUCAAUAUACGACCAAUUGAAAUGGGAUCCAAAAAUCUUUUCAGAUCAGUCGAAAGCAACCAAAGAGAUCCACAAGGUCUUGAACGAUAACAAAUUGUUGAGUAUUACAGAUGUAGUGUGGAACCACACGGCAAACAACUCCGAAUGGUUGAAAUCCGCACCAGAAUCUGGCUAUACUCAGGAUACUGCACCUCACCUCAAUGCAGCUAUUGAGCUCGAUGCCAAAUUGUUGGAAUUUAGUGAAAAAUUAGAAGAUUUGGGUUUGCCGACCGCGAUUGAGAGUGAAGACGACCUUCAAAAAAUUGUUACUGCACUCAAGUCCCAAGUCCACGAUGAGCUAAAGUUGUGGCAAUACUAUGUAUUUGAUAGAAAAAAAGAAGUUGAAAAAGUUUUGGACACUUUCAAGAGUGGGAGCGACAUCUCAAAGGCGCAGAUUCCAAGCAGUGUCAACACCAAUGACUUGAAUCAGAUUGCUCAAUAUACUCUUGAAAAUGCCAGUGACAAUAAGCAAGCUAUAUUAGGACGCAGGUUUGAGAAUGAAUUGAACCCUCGCAGUUUUCUUUCCAUUUUGUAUGCAAUUCUAGGGGACUCUGUUGAGGAAAAUGCAUUAAAAGCUAAAGUUGGUGAAAUAGUCGAUGAGAUCAAUGCGCCCUUCUAUGCCCAAUACGAUGAUGAUGUCAAAACCAUUGAUCAACAAGUUGCCGAUAGAAUCAGGUUCCUUCGUUUGGCAGAUAAUGGACCGAGAUUGGGCAAGAUUACAGAAAAAAAUCCGUUAACAGAACCAUACUUCACAAGAUUUGUCGACGCCAACGGUAAAAAACAGGCACUCGCAAACAACGGCUGGAUCUGGGGUGGCAACCCGUUGGUUGAUUUUGCAUCAAACAAGUCCAAGGCAUACUUGAGGAGAGAGGUGAUUGUAUGGGGUGAUUGUGUAAAAUUGCGCUAUGGAGCAAAGUAUGAAGACUCGCCAAAAUUGUGGGAUAGGAUUAUAGAGUACACCAAGGAAAUGGCUAGGGUAUUUAAUGGGUUUAGAAUUGAUAACUGUCACAGUACCCCAUUACCAGUUGCUGAGAGAUUAUUGGAUGAAGCUAGAAAAGUAAACCCUGAUUUGUAUGUUAUUGCCGAGUUGUUCUCUGGAUCAGAAGAGAUGGACAAAAUUUUUGUCGAGAGGCUUGCGCUUAACUCAUUGGUGAGAGAAGCUAUGCAAGCAUGGAGCGUUGCAGAAUUGUCAACAUUGGUUCACAAACAUGGUGGAAGGCCUAUUGGUUCACUUACUUGGUUGCCAUUGAGUGAGUUCUCCUACCCUGCAAGCAAAGAGCCAAAGCUUGACAGCUCCCAUGGUGGCUAUACUGAAAUGGAGAUCCCCAAGGUUUUGACUAGCACGGCACCACACGCCAUAUUUAUGGACUGUACCCACGAUAAUGAAACACCUGCACAAAAGAGAACGGUUGAAGAUACGUUGCCAAAUGCAGCAUUGGUUGCAUUUUGUUCUUCGGCAAUUGGUUCAGUAUAUGGUUUUGAUGAGUGCUAUCCACAUCUUCUCAAUGUUGUUGAUGAAAAGAGACAAUAUAGUCUUGAUGAUUCCGACAAUGUCAAUAAUGGUAUCGGUAAGGUCAAGGCCAAGCUAAACAAUAUCAGACAACAGUUGGCCGAGGAAAGCGAGGAUAUUGCACGUGACCAUGAGAUGUACAUUCAUCAUGAGGGUCAAUAUAUAACGAUCCAGAGGUAUAACGCCCGAAGUGGUAAAGGAUGGUUUUUAAUUGCGAGAACGAAAUUUACAGACCACGAAGGCGAACAAAUUUUGUCUCCCUCAACCCUUGGUGGUACUAAAGUUAAGCAUGAGUUUAGUUAUACAUUGAAAAAGGUUGGUGAAUAUGAAAAGAAUGACAAGGUUUUACUGGGCAUACCAGUACAGGUUGAAGAGAUAGAAGCACCAACCGUUGAAGACGCGAAUGGGGAUAGCAUCAUUAAGGUCAAUGAUUCAUUUAUCCCUGGGUCUAUUGCUGUUUUUUCCACAGAGAUCCCAGGAGUUGACAAGAAAUUGGACGACUAUGUGAGAAAAGGGGCUGUUGAGGCAUCAGUAAACUUGGAUUUGUAUGACCUCAACAAUUUACUCUACAGAUGUUCGCCAGAAGAGUUGGAUGCAAGUGGAGGCAAGGAGGAUGUGUAUGAUAUUCCAGGGUAUGGUCGUUUGGUGUAUGCUGGUCUCGAAGGAUGGCAAAGUGCUUUGAAGGAAGUUAUUUGGUCCAAUAACCUUGGAAGUUCCAUUUGCGACCAUUUCCGUCAAGGUAGUUGGGCAGCCGACUACGUUGUUAAUAGGUUAGAUAAGUAUGCAUCGAGCUCAAAAGGUUUGCAGCGGUUCCAAACUUGGUUGCGUGAGAGAUUUGAUGCUGUUAAAAAUGUUCCUUACUAUUUGAGGCCCCACUAUUUUGCAUUGAUUAUAGGCAUUGCUUAUGAAGCAGCUCGUUUUAGGGUGUUGAGGUUGCUCACCCCGGAGAUUCAAGUUGCUACCAAUUUUGUUCAGAGCUUGGCAUUAACAAGUGUGCAAAUGGUGGGAACAAUGAACAAUACCUCGUUGUUGCCCGAUAAGUCAGUUCCCUGUCUUGCAGCAGGCUUGCCUCAUUUCAGUAACGAUUACAUGAGAUGUUGGGGAAGAGAUGUUUUCAUUUCCUUUAGAGGGCUUUUGAUUGUUCCCGAGAGAUUUGAUGAUGCUAAGCAACACAUUCUCGCUUUUGCAAAGACUUUGAAACACGGAUUGAUUCCUAAUCUUUUGGAUGCUGGACGUAACCCGAGGUAUAAUGCUAGAGAUGCCGCUUGGUUUUUCUUGCAGGCUAUUCAAGAGUAUGUUGUUAAUGUCCCUCUGGGGGAAGAGAUUUUGAAGGAAAAAGUUUCUAGGAGAUUUCCGUUGGAUGAUAGAUAUAUUAAAUACGAUGAUCCUGAGGCAUUUAGCUAUGAGUCUUCGAUUGAAGAUAUCAUAUUUGAGAUAUUGGAGCGUCACGCUAAAGGUAUUAAAUACCGCGAAGCAAAUGCUGGUCCUAACCUUGAUUCUCAAAUGAAACCUGAAGGGUUUGAUGUCGAAGUUGGAGUGGAUUGGGAAACCGGACUCGUUCAUGGCGGGCAACAGCUCAAUUGUGGUACUUGGAUGGACAAGAUGGGAGAGAGUGAAAGAGCGCAUAAUAAAGGUAUCCCCGGUACUCCUCGUGAUGGUGCAGCUGUUGAAAUCCAAGGUUUAUUGAAAAGUGCUUUAAGAUGGGUGAAUGAAUUGAGCAAGAAGGGGCAAUUUAAACACAAGGAGGUUACAAAACCCAACGGUUCAAAGAUUACCCUUAAAGAGUGGGAGCAAUUGGUGCAAGAAAACUUUGAAAGAAAGUUUUAUGUACCUGAAGAUGCAAAUGAGGAUGGCGAAUAUGAUAUUGAUAGUUCGUUGGUGAAUAGAAGAGGUAUCUACAAGGAUUUGUAUAAAUCUGGAAAGCCAUACGAAGACUACCAGUUGAGGGCCAACUUCCCUAUUGCCAUGUGUGUAGCACCAGAGCUUUUCGAUAAACACCAUGGAUUGGUUGCAAUACGUAACGCCGAUAAGAUCAUUAGGGGACCAGUUGGAAUCAGGACUUUGGAUCCGCUGCACUACAACUACCGCCCAUAUUAUAACAAUUCUGUUGACAGUGACGAUUUUGCCACCUCCAAGGGAAGAAACUAUCAUCAAGGUCCAGAAUGGGUUUGGUGCUAUGGUUACUUUUUGAGAGCCUUUUUGUACUUUAAUUUUGCAGAAGACGAUACAUACAGCGACGGACACAAGCCUUCCAACGAGUUGUUUACAUUGUUGAAUACAAGAAUCCAGCAUCAUAUCGAGUGGAUUAAGCAGAGUCCCUGGGCAGGUCUCACAGAAUUGACUAAUAAGGAUGGUGAGCUUUGUCAUGACUCGAGUCCCACACAAGCUUGGAGUAGCUCGUGUUUGUUAGAUUUGUACUAUGAUUUGUGGAACGACAGUCGCUAUCAAGGUUGA